Messenger RNA from Heterobasidion irregulare TC 32-1, 2057 nucleotides. RefSeq lists its product as uncharacterized. Gene Ontology annotation, cellular component: cytoplasm. Gene Ontology annotation, biological process: G protein-coupled receptor signaling pathway. Bases 1 to 1788 code for a protein of 595 amino acids. Gene Ontology annotation, molecular function: G-protein alpha-subunit binding; guanyl-nucleotide exchange factor activity. Lineage: Eukaryota; Fungi; Basidiomycota; Agaricomycetes; Russulales; Bondarzewiaceae. The transcript is spliced from 7 exons. The record is from RefSeq and is a predicted model, not a curated record.
AUGUCUGCUCUUCUCGAACACUAUUCUUCUUCGACGCAGACCGAUGUGUCCGAGGUGCUGCAGUCCAUUGCUAACGCAUCCCCCUUCGCUGUGGACGAGCCAGCCCGCGUGCAGCUCAUCCAAAUUCUGCUAGACGACGUAAACAAAUGCAAGUCGAGUGGGAGCGAUGGGAAGAUCUCGCCUAAAGAUGCUGUGUUGGCGUUGGGAGCUAUCAAAUCUCUAGGCAAACACCCAUCCGGAGCAAGCGUACUAGCAUCUUCAGACAAUCUAUCCACCUUGCUCUCGCUAUCGCGAACAUUCAAAGACGAUCUCGACGCGUCGUGCGAGGCUUUACGAUGUGUCGCCAACACCAUGCUUCUUAUCGAGGAUGCACGGAAAACUUGGAUAUCGGACAGCGUGAAGGGUGGGGAGGCAUCAGUGCGGUUACUCGAGAAAUCAUCAAAUCCUGACCAACUCUUCCUCGCAUCUCGCAUUCUGUUCUUGGCUACGGUCUCAUCGCAAUCGGCCGGUCACUUCAUCAUUUCCUUGAUCGACGACAAACAUUCGGGGCGCUCGAACGUGGUGGAGAUCAUUAGUCUACGACUAGAUUCCCUCACCAGUAGCAUCCUGGGUGGUGUGAAAAUGGCUCGGGAAGCAAUGACAGACUUGCUGAAGUUCACGUUCAACCUCUUGUCUUUUUACCCAAAGUUGGUGGAUUGCGAGAAAGUAGCAGAUCUUGGAGCCGGUGAGGGUAAGGUGAUGGGGGAGUAUUGGAGUGAUAAACUGGACGGCAUCGUGCCACCUCUGCUUCGAGCAUUCAACACCCUUCCGCCUACAUUUCCUUCGCCGCUCACCGCGCCGCUAACCCACAUCAUUCACUCUCUCAUCGCUACCCCCAUCACAGCCAACCUCAAGCCUUUCUGGUUUCCAACCAUCUCCCCACCAUCUGGUCGCAGGAGCACUGUUCACUCCAAUUCCGAGUCUCCCGUCCUUGCCAACGACUCCCGUCUUCCCAGCAGCAGCGGAAGCGGCGAAUCUUCCAGCUCACCAAAAGAAGCAAAGCCUGGUGCUCUGGAUCGAGCACUGUCCAUGCUCGCCGCCGGCCGCCGGUCGCUCUCGUCUCGUCCCUCUUCCCCCUCCCCUCCAAACUCGGUCGCGGAUAGUCUGCAGCGUGCCUAUGACUUGCUGGAGGUCUCCUUCAGCCACUAUUUUCCCGGGACGAUCGAUCCUGAUGAUGCGGAAGUCCGUCAGAGACCCAAGCAGGAGAGCGAUAGCACGCUCGAUGACCUCCUGUGUCCGCUCAUAAUGUUGAUCAUCAAAUGCUGCCUUGCAGACGCGGGAGCGAAAAGUAGAUUAAGAGAAUGGAUCUUACCUGCGAACCUUUCUCGUUCGAGCGCCCUGGAAGGCAGAGCAGAUCUGUUGGGCCGGUCUUUACGACUUUUGACGAGUGUACACCAUCCGAGGUUGAAGGACGCUACGGGAGAGAUGCUAUUCGCGAUUUGCGAUUCUGAUCCGAGCACGCUAACGUCCCAAGUUGGGUACGGCAACGUCGCUGGUUUCCUCUUCAACAAGGGCAUCAUGAACGCCCCACCUCGGCCGGCGAGCGACGACGCCCCAGCAACGGAUGCAUCUAUCAACCCCAUCACCGGCGUCCUCGAGGGCCCACGCCAGGAUAUCGAGAUGACGGACGAAGAGAAGGAGCAAGAGGCCGAGAAGCUGUUUGUGUUGUUCGACAGGUUGGAGCGGUCCGGCGCGUUGCCGCCCAGUCAAAAUCCAAUCCGCAAGGCGAUGCAAGGCCAGCAGCCUUGAUCGCGAUCUAUCCCUGGCUUUGUUUGAGGAUCGGACGUGUGUUGUCGACGGCGAAGAACCCUUGGCGGUCUAAUCUGUACCCGCAUAUUGUUGAUGUUUUCGGUUGAGGCCAACGGUUUUUGUUUUGCAUACCAACUAAUACCACAAUUCUUUUAGUACCUAGUCUUUCAAUACCGUCAAUAUCCUACAGGAUUCUAUUUUCUGACGUGCUCUCAGCAUCAUCGAUUCAUCCCCUCAUGCAUAAUUGAACUAUUUAUCAUUUUUGAUCC